Molecule: messenger RNA, 2822 nt
Organism: Gymnodraco acuticeps
Lineage: Eukaryota; Metazoa; Chordata; Actinopteri; Perciformes; Bathydraconidae
Gene: ccdc146
Product: coiled-coil domain containing 146
Exons: 21
Coding region: 50-2692 (880 amino acids)
Cellular component (GO): cytoskeleton
Source: RefSeq, a predicted model, not a curated record
CUGUUCGUACUUUGCGUACUCCCGGACACCCUCGAAGUCCUCCAGCUCAAUGCGGAGCACCAUGUCUUUGGAUUUUGUCAUCGAGUGGAUAUGGUCAUUGCCCAGCCAGAACUCACCUCUACAGAAGAGGGGAAGUACAGAUAAGAGGGGAAAGGACAAGUUCUUGUCAUUGGGCAAAAUCAGCCAGAACAAAGCCGCCAAACUGAAAUCCAGCUACAGGCUAAUCUGUGAAACUCUCAAGAGUUCCCAGGAUUCCGAGCUCCACGUUUUGGGAGAGGCAAAGCGAUGUCGUGCGGAGCUUCAGAGGCUGCAGGCCGGGCUGGAGAGAGCCGAGGAGCAGAGCACCUCUGAGCAGCCUGAAAGUGAGGUCAAUGAACUGAGGCAACACCUCCUGCAGGCAUGCAAUGAACUGAAAGCUGCUGAGGACAGAGAGUACAAGACACAGCACCGUCUCAGAUGUCUCUGGGAAGAGAAGCGGUAUCUGCAGAAAGAGAAUGAGUUUCAGCCCGAACCUGCAGAGCUGGAGAGCAGAACAAAGGUCCUGCAGGAAAAACAUGAGGAUCUGAGGAAGGAGGUUUCCGAGAGACGACUGGAAGUCAGGAGUCUGACUGAAGAUGUGGAAAUCCACGAAACGCAGAUAUUAAGAGAACAGAAAGAGCUGGAAGACAAGACCGAGAUCAUAGAGCUCAAAGAGGCUGAGAGAGCGCGGCUCAUCAGCAUCCCUGUGCAGGUUUUAAAGGAGAUUGAACGGAAACAAUCUAAAAAGGAAUCUGCAAUGAAGAAGAUGGAAACCCUAAAUGUUGAGAUUUCGGAAAUGGAGCAGCAUGUGAAGGAGGUGGAAGAGCGUAACCUUGUGCUGAGGUGGAAGAAGAAGGAGAUGAACGAGGAGCUGGAGGGCGUCACGGCCAAAGUGGAGGGCAGUCAGAGGGAGAGCAGACAGCUGCUGAAGGAGCAGGAGGUCAGCAGGGAGGAGGAGGCGGAGUGCACGGGGAACAGAGGUAUCCUGGAAAUGAAGCUGCAGAAUAUCAUGUGCGACAGGAAGCACCUGUAUGAGAGCCAAUCUGUGCAGCUCAAGGAGAAAAAUAGGCAGACACAAGCCCUCAAGAGGAUGGAGCAGGCUUUGACUCUGGCCAAUGAGCAGCUAGAGCACACGCAAUCCAUCUACAAUGAUGUAAAAUCUCAGUUAGAUGCUGUUCCUAACCAAGAGGCCAGGGUUCAGCAGCGGAUGGCGCUUCAGGAAGAGGUCGAUGCUCUCAAAGUUGGCUUUGGGCGACAGCUAUCAGUAGCUGAGGAGGAGAGCCAGAAGACGCAGCAGUCUGGGCUGAUUCAGGAUCUGCUGCGGGAGUCAAACCGCCUCCGAGAAGAACUCCACAACCUCAGCUGUCUGACGCAGAUCAAAGUGGAGGAGAGGGGCCAGAAGCACCGAGAUCUGCUUCGGGCUGAGCAGCUGAACCAGCACAUCCGAGCGGAGCUGCGAGAAAAAGACCAGAUCAUCAUGGACCACAAGAAGCUGAAUGCUACGCUACAGCGCAGAGUCCUACAGUACUGUAAACUGUGCAACAUGAUUACAGAGGAGAAGAAUAAGUACGUGAAGUUGAAGCAGAUCGCCUCUCAGACCAUCGCGGAGCUGACGGAGCAGAUUAAAGUGCUGGGAAAUGAAACGGAGAUCCAACGAUCCAUUGUCAUCAUCAAGAACCGAUCACUCACUAAGGCUCGUAUGAGGCUCUCCAACAGCUCCAAAAUAAGGGACAAACUGAACAAUGACAUCUCCAAGGUUGCCUGGAAACACCGUCAGAUCACUCAGGAGUAUGAGGACGACAAACUGGAGUUGAUGAAACUCACAGAAAUGAUCAACGUCCAGGAGCAGGCACUUCUGGAAACAAACAGGAAUCAGGAAACAGCCAUACAGCGCCGCAACUCGCUUGGCGUUCAGCUCCUGGAGCACGAAGAGGUGUUAUUCAGCUCCUAUGAAAAGGUGAACAUCCAGGAGGCGGCCAUAACUAAGGGUUAUAUGACACUGGAGACCCUGGAGAAGGAGACGAGGGAUUUACAGCUGGAGAUUAAUGAAGAGGAGAGACGGAUCGACCUGAAGAAGAAGGAGCUGCCCCUCAGGAAAAAGUCGGAGGAGGACAUCACCAUGCUGCAGAUAGAGCUGUCAGAAGCCAGGGACGAGACACUUGAAGGUCUGAAUCGAAUGAUUGGUUACAAAGAGCUGAAAGGAAACGACCCAACGACUGAAGAACUGAUCAAGAAGAUUGAGCAGCUGGAGAUGUCUCUAUCAGACCAGGAGAGGCGGCUGCUGGAGAAACAGCUCCUGGUGGACCAGGUGACCCGGCUCUCGCAGCCUCUCAGCGAGCGGGCUGAGAACUGCCAGCAGGACCGACUCUCACUGGCAAAGAAGUUGAAUGAGCUCCGAACUCAAGUCAUCGACUCCAACCAGCGCAUGAUGGCCGUCUCCGCAGAGCUCUCCAUGAAGCACGCCACCGCUCUGUCUCUACAGCAGGAGAUUAAAGAGAAGGAGUUUCAGAUGGACAGGUGCCAGAGGCAGCCGGAGGAGGGCCUGCCAACAUGCCCCGAGUUAGAGAAGGAGUGGAGGAGGAUGCUCCGAGACAGGAAGAGGAGACGGAGGGACAAAGAGGAGCGGGAGAGGGUACAGAAACACACACACACACACUGGUCACAAAUUGAUUAAAGCGCCGAGGGCCGUGAAAAGAAGAUAGAGUGACAAAGAAAAGAGACGCAGGGCAGGAUUCUAUUAAAGUUCUGGCGGACAAAAGAGUCUGAACAUGCACAGAGAGAUCAGACAGGAGGCUUCACCACAU